AUGCCCCCCUGCGGGGUUUCGUCGAAGGAUGGGGCUGUUUCGGAGGAAAGGCCUUACACCAUAAAGCUCCCACAGCUCGUGCCCCCGCAGCCAGGGUUGGAGGUGCUAGAGAGCAACAUCGCGGUACCGCGCGCGCUGCGUGGGGAGGCUUUGUUGGGCACCAAAGCGACGGAUUCCCGCUCCGAUGUCCUGUCAGGCACCACUUCUAGUGGCGGUGCCGUCUCCCACGACAGGAACUCCCCACUAGAGGGGUUGAAUUCUCCUUCGCGGUUGCAGCGCAGAUCUGAGGAGAACCAGCAGGAUAACUCUUUCUACCCAAAUGACAGCAAAGUCGUCAACGGCGUCGUUUCCCUGCAGUACAUGGACGAUCCUUGGUACGAUUACCGCUCAAAUAUGCCACAGAGCGCUGCUAACGUGCAAGAGGCGGGGAGCGGAGGGAGCUUUUCGUGUGAUAGCGCUAAACUUACACCGCUGCAGAUGCGGAACCGCUGCGGUUAUUAUUCCUCUGUCUUGCAGUUAAACGAGGAAGCCUCGUUAACAGGGAGUGAGUUAGGGGAGGGUUUUAAUAACCCUGGUAACAAACUGCGGACAAAGGCUGCCCUUAACAGGUCUUCACUGAAGAAUACCGAAUUUUGUUUUCCGCGUUUCAAUCGCCUUCUCUUCACUCGUAGCGCGAAGAUAUACACGCCAGUGGAGACUCUUAAACAGACCCUCGCCGAGCUCGAACUUCCCUAUAUACCAGAGCUCGACCACCGCGUGCUUUCCGCGGAUUUUAACACCUACAAGCUCGCGGAGGUUCACGGGACGUACGUCUAUGUAAUAGUGGCUAUGAAUGUGCUGCUCAGCUACGAGUUCGUGAGCCGCUUUGAAUUCAGCGUGCACAAACUUCUGAACUUUGUAAAAGAGGCGUUCACGUUUUUCAGCCCCGGCAACCCCCUGCACCACCCGGUGCACGCCGCGGAUAUCAUCGCGGCGGUUCAUCAGUGGCUUAGUCAGCCCACCGUCGGCGCGAACCUUUCCGACGAAGAGAUGCUGCCCUUUCUUUUUGCCUCCAUUGUGAUGCGGAUAGGGCAUUCCGGCUGGAGCAAUCACUCCUUAGCGCGGGAAAAGCAUCCGUACUCAGCGCUAUGCUGCUAUACCGCCCCACAGCAAGGGGCAACCAUGUCGCUCACCCUCGCUCUACUGGAGAAGCCGGAGAACCAUUUCUUCCCCUCAACGGGCGAUGGGGUGGAUAACGUGGAGCCUGACACGCCCGUCAUGAACGGCGACCCAGACUGCCGGAGGCCGAGCACAUUGGCUCAAACGCACAUGUGGACGUCUGAAAAGGAGGAUACUUUUUACAACAUGGUCUACGAGCUCAUCAUGGCGACGGACGAGCGCAGCUACUACAAUAUCCAACGUAGCCUUGAACAGAUCGAUCAGGAUCACUACAUCACACACGGCUGCAUCUGCUCGGAGGCGGAUGGUUCGAGUGAGCCAACGACGCCAACGGUGCCGCUCGCUACGAACCCUCUCCCUAAAAGACUGAACAAAAACUGCAAACGAUGCUGUGCGUACAUUAGCGAUGCACACCUGCCAACGGUGAUGUCAGCUGUGCUGCACAUAUUGAACUACUCCUACGUCUUUCGCCCGUAUGAGGUGUUUCUGUCGGGAAACUUUAGCUUCUCGGCGUCGAUGUAUCGCCAGAGCGAUCUCCGUGUCGAGGAGACCCAAAGGAGGCGCCAGAAACAACAGUCGCGGCAGCAGGCGGAGGGGAAGGAGGAGCAGGGCAUGGGGGACCCGACGAGCGACUCCCGGCAGAUGUUAAUGCCGGAUUUCACGAAUGAGGUGCGGGAUCUGCCGCUGCAUCGGGGCAGCAGCAGCAGCGGCAGCAGCGGUGCGACGUGGCGGGGGGCGAGCGUCUCGAUGAAGAAUGAGGGGGAGGCCGCGCUGCUCAAGGCGCCGCAGCGGUGGCGCGAGGACGCGACCCCCACCUCGACCGUCUCCCCCCUCCUCCAGCAGAGCACACUGGCCGGGACGACGCCGACGGUGCCACGGCCGAACCCACCCUUGUCCCAUCGAGCGUCCCAGCGCUUGUCUCAGUCCGUUCCCCAGCCCUCCUCCCAGUCGUUGUCCCAGCGGUUAUCCCAGCCCUCGUCGCAGCCGAGGUCGCAGCGGUUGUCUCGGCUGAUGUCGCAGCCGACGGGCGAUCUCAGCGCCAUCCUCGCGGCCUCCUCGGUGGAGAACUUCGCGGACGGCGAGAUGACCUCGUCGGUGGGCGAUCUCCUGCCCGGCCGCUCGCUGCAGCGCAAGGGCCGCGACAUCCUCCUGCUCGCCUUCGAGGAGAUCCACUACCCGAUGGUGCAGACCAUUCAGCCCUACGUCCCUGCCGACUGGGUGAAGAAGUCCCACCUUAACUUCACCCGGUUCCUCACGGAGCUGCCGUCGGAAGAGGAGUACGACCUGAUCGUCGAGCGGACCCUACAGCUGUGCGGGAGCUCCAAGUUUAACGACCCCAGUGAGGCUACCGCGCGGGAUGAUGGAAAGCCGUCACCCUUGCAGCGCCUUAUUCAGGCCGUGGAGGAGAUCGAGAUCGCGAAGUAUAUCCCAUUCCACAUCAUCGAGAUCGCCUUGCGGCCGCACGGGACAACAGACGUGGAGAGCAGCACCUUACCAAGCAUGUCUAGGGAGGUGGAGGUGCGCGUGCUGAAGGAGAUUAUGCGCUCGAGUAUUGAGUUUCUCGCACUAAAUGGAGCGAGUGUGUAA
This is a messenger RNA of Phytomonas sp. EM1, 2745 nucleotides long. Lineage: Eukaryota; Euglenozoa; Kinetoplastea; Trypanosomatida; Trypanosomatidae. The record is from the annotation of a GenBank genome assembly.